Messenger RNA from Pseudopodoces humilis (Tibetan ground-tit), 2915 nucleotides. It is a transcript of the gene PREP, whose product is annotated as prolyl endopeptidase. NCBI's taxonomy places the organism in Eukaryota, Metazoa, Chordata, Aves, Passeriformes, Paridae. Gene Ontology annotation, cellular component: cytosol. Gene Ontology annotation, molecular function: oligopeptidase activity; serine-type endopeptidase activity. Gene Ontology annotation, biological process: proteolysis. The record is from RefSeq and is a predicted model, not a curated record.
CGGCCGUAUGGCGGCGACGGCGCUCCGCCUGUGCCGCGCUGCGCGCCCGCUGCCGGCUGCUGCCGCCGCGGCCCGAAACACGGCCCCAGCCCCGCGGCCGCCUGCGCGCCUCUCCGCCUCCUCCUCUUCCUCAUCCGCCUCCUCUUCUGCUUCCCGCCACUCUCCGCCGCAGCCCGUCAUGCAGGCCUUCCAGUACCCCGAGGUGUACCGCGACGAGACCGCCGUGUCGGAUUACCAUGGAUGUAAAAUCAGCGAUCCAUACUGCUGGCUUGAGGAUCCCGAUAGUGAACAAACGAAGGCAUUUGUGGAGGCUCAGAACAAGCUGACAGUACCCUUUCUUGAGCAGUGUCCUGUCAGAGGACUGUUCAAGGAGCGAAUGACUGAACUCUAUGAUUAUCCUAAGUACAGCUGCCACUUCAAGAAAGGAAAAAGGUAUUUUCACUUCUACAAUACAGGGCUCCAGAAUCAGCGAGUUUUAUACGUACAAGACUCCUUGGAUGCCGAAGCCAAAGUUUUUCUUGAUCCAAAUAAGCUUUCUGAUGAUGGCACUGUGGCCUUACGAGGUUAUGCAUUCAGUGAAGAUGGUGAAUAUUUUGCAUAUGGCCUGAGUUCUAGUGGCUCUGAUUGGAUUACUAUAAAAUUUAUGAAAGUAGAAGGACCUGAGGAUCUCCCAGAUACACUGGAGAGAGUUAAAUUCAGUUGCAUGGCAUGGACCCAUGAUGGAAAAGGCAUGUUCUAUAACUGCUACCCGGAACAAGAUGGGAAAAGUGAUGGCACUGAGACCUCCACUAAUCUGCAUCAAAAGCUGCAUUAUCACGUAUUAGGAACUAACCAGUCAGAGGAUAUCCUAUGUGCUGAAUUUCCUGAUGAACCAAAAUGGAUGGGUGGAGCUGAGGUGUCGGAUGAUGGUCGAUAUGUCUUGCUGUCUGUCAGAGAAGGCUGUGAUCCAGUGAACAGACUGUGGUACUGUGAUCUACAGAAAGAGUCUCAGGGUAUAACAGGAAUUCUUCAAUGGGUGAAGCUGAUAGAUAACUUUGAGGCUGAGUACGAGUAUGUCACCAAUGAAGGAACAGUGUUCACUUUCAAGACAAACCGCCAUUCUCCAAAUUAUCGGUUAAUCAACAUUGACUUCAGUGAUCCAGAGGAAUCCAAAUGGAAAGUUCUCGUCCCUGAACAUGAAAAAGAUGUUCUAGAAUGGGUUGCUUGUGUGAGGUCCAAUUUCCUGGUUUUGUGCUACCUGCAUGAUGUGAAGAAUAUCCUGCAGCUUCAUGACCUAGCCACUGGUGCACAUCUCAAGACUUUUCCCCUAGAAGUUGGUAGUAUUGUGGGAUAUAGUGGCCAAAAGAAGGAUACUGAAAUAUUCUACCAGUUUACUUCCUUUUUAUCUCCAGGUAUUAUAUAUCACUGUGAUCUGACCAAAGAGGAACUGGAGCCAACGGUUUUCCGAGAAGUGACUGUUAAAGGAUUUGAUCCUUCAGUUUACCAGACAAUUCAGGUUUUCUACCCUAGCAAAGAUGGCACUAAGAUCCCAAUGUUUAUUAUUCACAAGAAAGGAAUUAAAUUAGAUGGUUCUCAUCCCGCCUUCUUGUAUGGAUAUGGAGGCUUCAACAUAUCAAUUACACCAAGCUACAGCGUGUCAAGACUUAUCUUUGUGCGACACCUGGGAGGUGUUCUAGCAGUGGCAAACAUCAGGGGUGGGGGCGAAUAUGGAGAGACCUGGCAUAAAGGUGGUAUCUUGGCCAACAAACAAAAUUGCUUUGAUGACUUUCAGUGUGCUGCCAAAUACCUCAUCAAGGAAGGCUACACAUCCCCAAAGAAGCUGACUAUUAAUGGAGGAUCAAAUGGGGGCCUCUUAGUUGCUGCCUGUGCUAAUCAGCGCCCUGACCUGUUUGGUUGUGCUAUUGCCCAAGUGGGAGUGAUGGACAUGCUCAAAUUCCACAAGUACACCAUCGGCCAUGCUUGGACCACUGACUAUGGUUGCUCCGACUGUAAAGAGCAGUUCGAAUGGCUGCACAAGUACUCUCCACUUCACAAUGUCAAACUACCAGAAGAAGAUGGCAUCCAGUAUCCCUCCACGCUGCUUCUCACAGCAGACCACGAUGACCGUGUGGUCCCUCUGCAUUCGCUGAAGUUCAUCGCUACCCUGCAGUACAUUGUGGGCCGAAGCAGUAAACAAACCAAUCCACUUCUCAUCCAUGUUGACACCAAGGCUGGGCAUGGAGCAGGAAAGCCAACUGCUAAAGUUAUAGAAGAAGUGUCAGAUAUGUUUGCUUUUAUAGCACGGUGUCUAAAUCUUGAGUGGAUUGAAUAGGCAAAUUGCUUAUUACUGUCUCCUUUAGAAAACAAGGGCUUUAACAUUUAAGAACAGCCACGUUACUACUUGGUGUAGUACUUAUAUUUAAGAACUACAGUUUAAUAUUUUAUUGAUCCAACCUGCUAUGGAAUUUUGAUCUUCUGUGCUUCCCUCUUUUUGGCAUUUCUUUGAUUUUUUUUUUCUACUGCAUUCCAAAUUCCAUUUUGAAAAGCAUGUUCAAAAAAAUAGCUGAGCUACUCUCAGUACUGUUGUGAAAAUUUAGAUUUCAAAAUUAGUGCUAGUUGAGCUUAUUUCCUGUAAACAAUUUUAAUGUAUUUCACCUAUAAACAUAUCCAGAUCAUUUGUAAUUAAAUGUAAGUACUGUUCACAUACAAGAACUCUGAGUAUAUUUUAUUUACACAGUAAUUUAUUUAAGAAUAUAAAUUGAAGAUGUUCAGUGAAAAACUGAAGAGACAGUAAUCCAAUUACAUCAAAUAUUAUUAAAAAGCAUAUAUUACAUUCUGUUCAAAAACAUGUUACAGUCUAUAAUAAUGAUGUUGCUAAAUUGCUCUCUCCUUCCAAAGAGACUUCAAAAAUCUCUUCUACUAUUUAUUUCUGCACA